ACUGAGAGAGAGAUCAUUGGAAUCAGCCUCAGUUGACAAAUAUUCACUAUCUCUUUCACGGAGAGAGAGAGAGACUGAGAGAAAAAAGAGAGGGUAUUCUUUACAUAAUAUUCAUCUAAUACAAAUAAAAGAUGGCUCUUCACCUUUCUUGGGUUUUCGUUUUCGGCAUCCUCGGCAACGUUGUUUCAUUCAUGGUCUCCCUUUCUCCCUUGCCAACAUUUUAUCAAAUCUACAAGAAGAAAACAUCAGAAGGGUUCCAAUCAUUACCCUAUGUGGUAUCAUUGUUCAGUGCGAUGCUUUGGAUUUACUAUGCACUUCUUAAGAAGGAUGCUAUGCUACUAAUUACCAUCAACACUUUCUGCUGUUUCAUUCAAUCUUUUUACAUUGUCACUUACUUUUACUAUGGUAGAAAGAAGGAAAAGCUCGAAACUGUGAAGCUUAUGCUCCUAUUCAAUGUUUUCGGGUUCGGACUUGUCUUUUUCUCCACUUACUUCCUUCAUAACCCAAUGACCCGUCUCCAUAUUCUCGGAUACAUUUGCAUGGGGUUCUCUUUGAGUGUGUUCGCGGCACCACUUGCUAUCGUGAGAAAAGUCAUAAAGACAAAGAGUGUUGAGUUCAUGCCGUUUACUUUAUCAGUGUUCCUUACCCUAGGAGCAGUGAUGUGGUUCUUCUAUGGCCUUUUGUUGAAGGAUAUGAACAUUGCGGUACCAAACGUACUAGGGUUUAUCUUUGGGAUCCUUCAAAUGAUACUUUAUGCAAUCUACAAGAACCACCCAAAGAAAAUGGUGGUGGAAGAUCCAAAGCUUCAACUACCAGACCAGCACAUAGUUGAUGUCAUUAAACUCGAGUCGGUCGUGUCUUCGGAUGUAAACACAACGGCUCCUCAACCGUACGAAAAUAGAGGAGGAGCAAGAGGAGGUGUUGAAGCUCAAAAUACGAAGGAAAAAGCUUCAGAUGCUUCCCAAAAAGUUUAAAAGGUUCAAUGAAAGGGAAAAAAAAGGGUUCUACAAGUGGACGAUGAUCGCUCGAGUGAUGCCAAUAAAAAAAAGUUAUAGCAAUGUAUAAUAAAAUUACGUUUAGUUUUUGUUUUCAUGGCAAAUAAGGUCAAAAGCCAUGCAAAAUAAAAGGAAAAAAAGUAAAUUAAAAUAAUGUGUUGUGGAAUUUCUAUCCCCCUCAUUGUAAUCUUUUUCUCUCCAUCUCUCUCUUGUCUAUCAAUCAAUAAUGAGUGUAUAAUGUUUUUUGUUUUUAUUACGUUAAUGUUUAAUAUAUAUAUAUUAUAAUUA
Molecule: messenger RNA, 1283 nt
Organism: Gossypium raimondii (Peruvian cotton)
Lineage: Eukaryota; Viridiplantae; Streptophyta; Magnoliopsida; Malvales; Malvaceae
Product: bidirectional sugar transporter SWEET10
Exons: 6
Coding region: 132-974 (280 amino acids)
Biological process (GO): carbohydrate transport
Cellular component (GO): membrane
Molecular function (GO): sugar transmembrane transporter activity
Source: RefSeq, a predicted model, not a curated record